Molecule: messenger RNA, 6322 nt
Organism: Passer domesticus (house sparrow)
Lineage: Eukaryota; Metazoa; Chordata; Aves; Passeriformes; Passeridae
Gene: SYNGAP1
Product: synaptic Ras GTPase activating protein 1
Exons: 18
Coding region: 335-3712 (1125 amino acids)
Biological process (GO): regulation of GTPase activity
Source: RefSeq, a predicted model, not a curated record
GGGUGGGUUUGGGGGUGUCCUGACCCCGUUCCCCCCCCCGUUCCCAGACUACCACGGCGGCCGCUCCCCGCAGGAGAGAGCGUUCCCGGGGGGAAGCAGUUCAGCAUCAACAUGGACGCGCCGCCCCGCGCCGCCCUUCCGGCCCUCGCAAGGCUUCCUGAGCCGCCGCCUCAAGAGCUCCAUCAAGCGCACCAAGAGCCAGCCCAAGCUGGACCGCACCAGCAGCUUCCGGCAGAUCCUGCCGCGCUUCCGCAGCGCCGACCACGACAGGAGACCUGGACACACCUGGGGACACCAGGGCACACCUGGGGACACCACGGGGGCAUUUGGGGACAUGUGGGGGCACUGGACCAGCAGCUCCCACAGCGCCGAGCGUGACAGGGCCCGGCUGAUGCAGAGCUUUAAGGAGUCGCACUCGCACGAGUCGCUGCUGAGCCCCUCGAGCGCGGCCGAGGCGCUGGAGCUCAACCUGGACGAGGACUCCAUCAUCAAGGCCGUGCACAGCAGCAUCCUGGGCCAGGAGUUCUGCUUCGAGGUGACCACGGCGUCGGGCACCAAGUGCUUCGCCUGCCGGUCGGCGGCCGAGAGGGACAAAUGGAUCGAGAACCUGCAGCGCGCCGUGAAACCCAACAAGGACAACAGCCGCCGCGUGGACAACGUGCUGAAGCUGUGGGUGAUCGAGGCGCGCGACCUGCCGCCCAAGAAGCGCUACUACUGCGAGCUGUGCCUGGACGACAUGCUGUACGCACGCACCACCAGCAAGGCCCGCACCGACAACGUCUUCUGGGGCGAGCACUUCGAGUUCAACAACCUGCCCGCCGUGCGCACCAUCCGCCUGCACCUCUACAAGGACACCGACAAGAAGAGGAAGAAGGACAAGAGCAACUACGUGGGCAUGGUGAGCAUCCCCAUCGCCAGCGUCACCGGGCGGCACUUCGCCGAGCAGUGGUACCCCCUGAGCCAGCCCAGCGGCAGCAAGAGCAAGGCCGGGUGCCCGGCGCUGCGGGUCAAGAGCCGCUUCCAGACCAUGAGCAUCCUGCCCAUGGAGCUCUACAAGGAGUUCGCCGAGUACGUCACCAACAACUACCGCAUGCUCUGCGCCGUGCUGGAGCCCGUGCUCAGCGUCAAGAGCAAGGAGGAGGUGGCCUGCGCGCUGGUGCACAUCCUGCAGAGCACCGGCAAGGCCAAGGACUUCCUGUCGGACAUGGCCAUGACGGAGGUGGAUCGUUUCAUGGACCGGGAGCAUCUGAUCUUCCGGGAGAACACCUUGGCCACCAAAGCCAUCGAGGAGUAUCUGAAGCUCAUCGGCCAGAAAUACCUCAAGGAUGCCAUUGGCGAGUUCAUCCGUGCGCUCUACGAGUCGGAGGAGAACUGCGAGGUGGACCCCAUGAAGUGCUCGGCCUCCACCCUGGCCGACCACCAGGCCAACCUGCGCAUGUGCUGCGAGCUGGCGCUCUGCAAGGUGGUCAACUCCCACUGCGUGUUCCCGCGGGAGCUGAAGGAGGUGUUCGCCUCGUGGCGGCUGCGCUGCGCCGAGCGCGGGCGCGAGGACAUCGCCGACCGCCUGAUCAGCGCCUCGCUCUUCCUGCGCUUCCUGUGCCCCGCCGUGAUGUCCCCCAGCCUCUUUGGCCUCAUGCAGGAGUACCCCGACGAGCAGACGGCGCGGACGCUGACCCUCAUCGCCAAGGUCAUCCAGAACUUGGCCAACUUCACCAAGUUCGGGAGCAAGGAGGAGUACAUGGCGUUCAUGAACGAGUUCCUGGAGCUGGAGUGGGCCAGCAUGCAGCAGUUCCUGUACGAGAUCUCCAACCUGGACACGCUGACCAACAGCACCAGCUUCGAGGGCUACAUCGACCUGGGCCGCGAGCUGUCCACGCUGCACGCACUGCUCUGGGAGGUCAUGAGCCAGCUCAGCAAGGAGGCGCUGCUGAAGCUGGGCCCGCUGCCGCGGCUGCUGACGGACAUCAGCGUGGCGCUGCGCAACCCUCACCUGCAGCGCCAGCCCAGCCAGGGCGAGCGGCUGCCGCCCAAGGGGCUGGUGCUGCGCGGGCCCUCGGCCGACCUGCAGCCCUACCUCGUGCGCGACCUCAACAGCUCCGUGGAUCUCCAGUCCUACAUGGUCCGGGGGCUCAACAGCUCCAUGGACGUGCCGCGCCUGCCGUCGCCGCCGCAGGAGAAGGGUCCCCCCGAGGUGCUGGUGCUGAGCCGCCCGCCGCUCGCCCGCUCCUCGCCCGCCUACUGCACCAGCAGCUCGGACCUGACCGAGCCCGAGGGCGGCCGCGGCGGCGCGCUGGGGGUCGGCAAGAGCGUCUCCAUGCUGGACCUGCAGGACGGACGCGUGGACAGCAUCCCCAGCCUGCCGGCCGAGCUGCUGGCCGGGGGCGCGGCGCCGGGCGGCGCGGGCCAGGGCGGGCUGCGGCCCGGGCGGCUGUCGCAGGGCAGCGCCUCCAGCCUGGCCCCGCCGCGCCUGGGCGUGCCCGAGCCCGGCGGCCCGCAGCUGCGGGUGCCGCUCUCCUUCCAGAACCCGCUCUUCCACCUGGCCGCCGACGGGCCCCUGCGCGGCCCCGACGGCGGCGGAGGGGGCGGCGGGAGGGGCGAGGGGGGCGGCGGCGAGGGGGGGCACUUCGGGGGCGUCGCCCCGCCGCCGCUGCACGGCUACAGCAAGAGCGAGGAGCUGGCGACCCCUCCCCAAAAACACAUCACGCACAGCCACAGCUACAGCGACGAGUUCGGGCGGCCGGGCGGCGACUUCGGGCGCAGGCAGCUGUCGCUCCAGGACACGCUGGCCCCCCCCCAGAUCACCAUCGGGGCCCCCCCGCCGCCCACCCCGCGGGGGUCGCGGGCGGGGAAGGGGGGCGGGGGUCCCUCGGCGCUGGGGGUGCCCCAGAAGCCGCGCCCGGCCAGCGGGAACCUGCUGGCCUCGCCCGAGCCCGCCUACGGCCCGGCCCGCUCCCGCCAGCCCUCGCUGGCCAAGGAGGCCUCGGUGGCCAGCAUGAAACCGCCCAUCACCAAGCAGGCGUCGCAGACGCCGUCCACGCUGAACCCGGUGCUGCCGGCGUCGGAGCGCACGGUGGCCUGGGUGUCCAACAUGCCGCACCUGUCGGCCGACAUCGAGAGCGCGCACAUCGAGCGCGAGGAGUACAAGCUCAAGGAGUACUCCAAGUCCAUGGACGAGAGCCGGCUGGACCGGGUGAAGGAGUACGAGGAGGAGAUCCACUCGCUGAAGGAGCGGCUGCACAUGUCCAACCGCAAGCUGGAGGAGUACGAGCGGCGCCUGGUGACGCAGGAGGAGCAGACCAGCCGCAUCCUCCUGCAGUACCAGCAGCGCCUGGAGCUCAGCGAGAAGCGGCUCCGGCAGCAGCAGCAGGAGAAGGACUCGCAGAUCAAGAGCAUCAUCGGCAGCCUGGCCCCGCAGGCUGAUGCUGGUGGAGCAGGAGCUGCGCAGGGAUCACUUGGGCGCCCACGACCCGUCCGAGGGCCGGCGGCGGCUGCUCGACGCUCAGCUGUCCGUCAGGUAGCGCGGCCCGGCCCCGCCAGUGGCACCGGACCCUCGGCCACCGGUGACACCCCAGGAGAGGCAGCUUUCCGCCGUGGGUGCAGCAGACCCGGGUGUGAUCUGGGGGGCCGGGGGGGUCCCCGGGCGGCCCCCGCCUCCGCCCCCGCCACCCCCGAUCACGGCCAACGGCUGCGAGCGGCGCGGCCCCGCUGCUGAGCACUGACCCCCGCCCCGGGGGUCGCCGGGACCCCCCCCAAAACACCGCACCCGCACCCCCCCUUCAGUCCCCCCGACCCCCCCAGCCCUGGGGGAAAAGGGGGAAAGGGGAGGGCGGGGGGGGGGGAGCACCCGGAGACCCCCGGGGUGAGGAGGAGGAGGAGGAGGAGGAGGAGGAGGAGGCGAGGGGGGCUCGCGCUGGGGGGGGUCUCGCGCGAGGAAUUCGGGGGGAUUUGCGCGAGGAAUUUUGGGGGGUCCUCGUGCAAAGGGCUCCUCGCGCGGGGAAAGGGGGGGGGGGCGGGGGUCGGGCCAGCAUUCGGCCUUCCCCCGUGCGACAAUUUGGGGGUCCCCGUGUGAGGAUUCGGGGUACCCGUGUGAGGAUUUGGGGUCCCCGUGUGAGGAUUUGGGGGUCCCCGUGUGAGGAUUCGGGGUACCCGUGUGAGGAUUUGGGGUCCCCGUGUGAGGAUUUGGGGUCCCCGUGUGAGGAUUUGGGGGUCCCCGUGUGAGGAUUCGGGGUCCCCAUAUGAAGAUUCGGGGUCCCCGUAUGAAGAUUUGGGGUCCCCGUGUGAGGAUUUCGGGGUCCCCCUGCAAGGGCUCCUCGUGCCACCGUCUCUCCUCGUGUCACCAAGAGGAACUGGGGGUCCUGGUGCCAGAGCCCCUCGAGUGUCACCAGCUCCUCACCGAGGGCUCCGAGUGCCACCAGAGGAAUUUGGGGGGCUCCGAGUGCCACCCGGAGGGAUUUGGGGGGCUCCGAGUGGCACCGGGACCAGCCCAGCUCUCGUGCGAGGGUCACGAGUGCCACCAAGAGGAACAAGGGGGGGUCCUCGUGCAAGAGCCCCCCGAGUGCCACCAGCUCCUGGUGUCACCAAGAGCCCCCCGAGUGCCACCAGCUCCUGGAGUGCCACCAGCUCCUCGUGCCACCAAGAGCCCCUCCAGUGCCACCAGCUCCAAGUGUCACCGGGACCUCGUGCAGGAGAAAUUGGGGGGGUCCUCGUGCCAUCAAGAGCCCCCCAAGUGCCACCAGCUCCAAAUGCCACCAAGAGCCCCCCGAGUGCCACCAGGACCAGCUCAGCCCCGUGUGCGGGUCCCUGGUGUCACCAGGGUCUCUCUCUGUGUCACCUGCCGUCCUCGGGCACCCACCGGGACCCCCCUGAGCACCGAGACCCCCCGAAUGUCACCGUCCUCGUGCACCGGGACCCCCCUCAGGACCCCCCCUCAGGCAUCAGGACCCUCGAGUUCCCCCUCCCCCCUCCUCGUGCACUGGCACCACCGGAGCCCCCCCAAAAAAUCGGGACCACCGGACCCCCCCCCCCCCCGAGGAACGGGGACCCUCCCGCAGCGCACCGCGACCACCAGAGACCCCCCCCCCGCAUCAAUCACCGAGCACCGGGACCCCCCCUCGAGCAUUGACCCCCCCCAUUGUGCACCGGGACCACCGGAGAGCCCCCCGAAUCACCGAGCACCGGGACCCCCCCAUUGUGCACCGGGACCACCGGAGAGCCCCCCUCAUCAAUCACCGAGCACCGGGACCCCCCCGAAUCACCGAGCACCGGGACCCCCCCUCGGGCACCGGGACCACCGGAGAGCCCCCGAAUCACCGAGCACCGGGACCCCCCCCAUUGUGCACCGGGACCACCGGAGAGCCCCCCCGAAUCACCGGGACCCCCCGUGCACCGCCCCCCCCCUCGUGCACCAGCACCGGGACUGGACCCUCCUCGAGCACCGGGACCCCCCCGUGCAUUGACCCCCCCCUCACUGAGCACCGGGACUGGGACUGGACCCCCCCUCGAACACCGGGACCCCCCCGGGCACCGGGACCCCCCCGGGCAGCGCCACCCCCGUGCGCCGGGACUGGGACCGGACCCCCCCUCGUGUACCGACCCCCCCGAGCACCGGGCCCGGACCCCCCUUUGUGCCCCCCACCCAUCACGGGGGUUCUGCCCCCUCCCCUUUGACCCCCCCGGGAACAGCGCGGGGCUGGGGGGGGCUCCGAGAGCUGGGGGGGCACCGGGGGGUCCCCAGCACUGGGGGGGCUCCGUUCUGUGACCCCCCCGUUAUCAGCCCCCGUUAUCACCUGGGACCCCCCCCCAAUUUACCGGGACCCCCCCAUUCACUGCCUCCCCCCCUUCACCGACCCCCCAAAAGCGCUGGGACCCCCCCAGCCCAUGAGCCCCCCCCGCAGUGCGCCAGGACCCCCCACUCACCGCCCCUCCCCCACCCAUGGGACACCCCCCACCGCCCCCCCACUCACCAGGCCCCCCCGAUCCAUGGGACGCCCCCACACCCACCGGACCCCCCCACACUCACCACGCCCCCCCUCGGCACCCCCCGGGCCCCCCCCCAUUGAUUGAACCCCCCCCGAACGCCCCCCGCCCCUCCCCCUCGGCCCCCCCGGCCCGCGUUGGGCCCCGCCGGGGCCGGGCUGGCUCCACCCCCCGGGGCCCCCCCGCGCCCCCCCGGCCCCUCCGGGCCCCCCAGGACCCCCCGAGCCCCCCCGGCCCCUCCGGGCCCCCCAGGACCCCCCGAGCCCCCCCGGUGGGGCCGGGCUGGCUCCACCCCCCGGGGCCGCCGCUGCGCGGAGCCUUUCAAUAAACGCCGAUCGGUCUUGUA